Coffea arabica (coffee) is the source of this 2082-nucleotide messenger RNA. Lineage: Eukaryota; Viridiplantae; Streptophyta; Magnoliopsida; Gentianales; Rubiaceae. The record is from RefSeq and is a predicted model, not a curated record.
AUGGGUGAAUCUUCUGCUCCAAUUGAUAUGAAGUUGCUCAAACGUCUAGAUCGUUUUGAUGAAUUUAUAAGGAAGAGCCAGGGGUUGCAUAAGCAGGGAGUCCUGGAUUAUGAUGAAUUGUGCCUUUUUCCGAACGUGCAGUUGCCUGAGGGGUUGUUCCCCGAGAGUCUGGAAGGGGAUGCGCUUGACUGGUAUUCUAACCUGAAACUUGAAGACGUGAAAACCUGGAUUGAUUUGUCUAAUGCAUUUGCUGCUGGGAAAAUUGGUACGGUGCCCCCUCCUACCUACCCAUAUGGCAUGCCCGCGUGGUAUAAUCCACAAGCUGUCUAUGCUUAUCAUUCGGGGGCCCCCGGACAUGCCACCUUUGAUUGCAAGGCGCUUAAACAUAAAAUCCAAGAUAUGGUUGAACCCGGGGAGAUUGUAAUCUGGAAAAGGGAGGCGCAAGGGCCGAACGUAAAUAGGAACCCUUUGCCGGACAAUGUUAAUACCAUUGGGGUCAUUAUGGAUGACACGGAGUAUAUGGAACAAGUCAAAGAUUUGGCAAGAGAAGCUGAGGUAGUUGGGGUCACAGACCAACCAUUCAUCAUAGAGUUGCCAUUCGAAGAAGAUAACCAGCCUUUUGUCUUGGAUCUCACGCCAGCAGAGAGUGAAGCUUUGAAGCCGGUAUUCAUCGAAUUCCCGAGGCAAGAGCCUGUUUUGAGCCUGCAACAAGUGCCGUGGAAUUACGAUGAACCUAUUAUACAGAUCGGGGAAAAUUCAGCUACAAAGAAAGAGGUGUCAGUGGUUACCAGAUCGGGGAGGACUGUAAGUCCAUUUGAAACUACUAUUCCGAUUCAAGCAAAGAAUUCCGAGCCGCCCAUUAAGCCAACAAUCACCGAGAAAGAAGCCGUGGAUUUCCUUAAACGACUCCAGAGAAGUGAAUACAACAUAAUCGAAAAGCUAAGCAAGUCACCUGCCCAGAUAACCAUGUUGGAUUUACUUUUCUCUUCAAACGUGCAUAGGGAUGCAUUGAUCGACGUAUUAACUAAGGCUCAAAUUCUGAGGGACAUCUCUGUUGAUAAUUUUUCAAACGUGGUUGGGAGCGUAUUAUUCAACAAACAAAUUGCUUUUUCUGACGAUGAAUUGCCGACAGAGGGCAUUGGACAUAAUAGGGCGUUGUACAUAACGGUGAGGUGCAACGGGAAAAUGCUGCCGAAGGUGCUAAUUAACAACGGGUCCGCGCUUAAUAUCUGUCCUUGGAGUACCUUGGAGAAGCUAGGAUUGCAAGACAUUAAGCUGAGGCGUUCAGGGACUAUCGUUCGAGGGUUUGAUGGAGCUCAAAGGGAGCCGAUAGGAGAGGCAGAUUUAGUAAUCGAGAUGGGGCCCGCCCAAUUUCAAAUAACUUGCCAAGUAAUGCACUUCUCGAGCAUUUACAAUAUUUUACUUGGCAGGCCAUGGAUUCACAAGUCUGGGGCUGUGCCAUCUUCGUUGCAUCAAUUGCUGAAAUUCGUAGUAAAUGACAAGCUAAUCACUAUCUUUGCCGAAGAGGACUGCCUGGUAAUCACCAAUUCUGGAUCUAAAGAGGAGGGAUGUCGAAGUGCCACCAUGUCCCCUCAUAGCACAUCCGAUAUAGUUUCCGUAAGUUGGAUCACAACGGAGGAACAAGCUCUCUCAAAAGCAAGUGUAAUGAUGGCUAAGGAAAUGAUUCGUGGAGGAUACAAAUUAGACAGAGGAUUGGGGCGUGAACUGCAAGGGAUCCUGAAGCCAGUGGAGAUUAUGGAAAAAAGGGAUACAUUCGGUUUGGGUUUCCAACCAACCGCCAAGGACAUCAAAGAGAUGAAGGAGCGCAAAAGAGCAGAGAAAGAGGGCAGGCAAAGGGUUUUUGACAUUCCACCACUGCGGUAUACUUUUCCACGACCAACAGAGGUUAUCACAUCAGAGGUAAAGAUGCUUCCUUUUUCUGUUUCUUUCGCUUACUUGGGAUGUUUGAUGGUGAAGUUAGAAGCUUUCUUUGGUUUUGAUGAUACCAUCGCUGAUUCAUCAGAAACAGAAAUAGGUUCUCGUAUGGCUGUUCAUCGUAAUCAUCCCUGGUUCAUGUAUUAG